This is a messenger RNA of Cyprinus carpio (common carp), 3376 nucleotides long. Its product is annotated as vasopressin V2 receptor-like. Gene Ontology annotation, biological process: G protein-coupled receptor signaling pathway; positive regulation of vasoconstriction; regulation of systemic arterial blood pressure by vasopressin. The record is from RefSeq and is a predicted model, not a curated record. Gene Ontology annotation, molecular function: vasopressin receptor activity; peptide binding. NCBI's taxonomy places the organism in Eukaryota, Metazoa, Chordata, Actinopteri, Cypriniformes, Cyprinidae. Gene Ontology annotation, cellular component: membrane.
UUUAGUGCGUGCACCAGAUCAGAGAAUAUACUGAGACAUAACAGACAGAGAGAAAGACAUAUAGACGCACUUUGCUAUUCUAUCUGAACGCUGAAAGGAUAGGAGCGCAUUUAACUCUGUAGGUGAAAUGAGUUUGACUGACAGAACAGAAUAUUUUGGCGACAGUCCUUUAUAUUUUACAUAAUCCCCAUACAAAGUUACAAUGGUAGACGGCGGAUAUCUUAAACAGAUUGAUUGUCAACAUAGAAGGCGUGGACGUGGCAUGGACAGAGCAUUAUAUGGCUUAGUUCGUGAAGAAAACUGUGGAUUAUAUCGCAAAGUGCAAUACUUACAGUGAAGAAACGGAUCUGCCUGACGGUCAUGAGGAUGGCCUCUUGGGAAGAGAAUUUGGGUCAGCCCAAUCGCUCUGUUCUGGAGAUGGAGGAGCCACCGGACCUGUCCAGCUCCCUCUUCAAUCUCAGCAGUAGUUAUGGGGGCACAGGGGCUUUCCUCUGGCUGUUUCCAUCAGAGAACAUCACAUUGACCACCACGAGACCCACAAUCCAGCCAGUUGCCCCUCCACAUGUACGGGACCAAGCCUUGGCCCAGGCAGAGAUCGGGGUGCUGGGGUUGGUGCUUGCCCUCACCACUCUGGGUAAUGGAUUUGUGUUGUGGGUGUUGCUGCGUAGGAAGAAACAUCACGCUCCCAUGCACCUCUUCAUGGUCAAUCUGUGUGUGGCUGACCUGGUAGUGGCCUUCUUUCAGGUGCUGCCACAGCUGGUGUGGGACAUCACAGAGCACUUUCAGGGCCCUGAUGCUCUGUGUCGCUCUGUCAAGUAUUUGCAGAUCGUCGGGAUGUUUGCAUCCUCUUAUAUGAUUGUUGCCAUGACUGUGGAUCGGCACUAUGCCAUCUGCUGCCCCCUGCAAGCGUAUCGCGGAGGUGCACCCUCCCGCUGGAACACCCCCAUUGUGGUUGCGUGGGGCCUGGCCCUUGUGCUCAGUUUGCCACAGGUGUUUAUCUUCUCGCGAUCAGAGGUGUCCCCUGGGGUGUUCGAAUGCUGGGGCCACUUUGCUGAGCCGUGGGGUCUUAAAGCAUACGUCACCUGGAUGACUGUGGCUGUAUUUGUAUUGCCAGCCUUUAUAAUCACUGUCUGUCAGGUUCGCAUCUUCAGAGAAAUCCAUGACAAUAUCUACCUGAAGUCUGAGCGGGUGGUGACAGCAGAAUUUAAGAGGAACUCUGUCUUCUUCCACUUUGCUCAGCGGGAGGGGGGCAGGGGAAGGAGCAGAGAGAGGAACAGACAGAGCAGACACAGUCAUCAUGCUGACAGCAGUCUCAGUCAAGCUCACUGCAGCCCCUCACAUCAUGCAGGAGAGGAAGCGUGCUCCUCAAGCCUUUAUCAUAGCUACCCUCAUACUCUACCCUGUAGUAGCUCUAUCUGCGAGCCUUGCUUUGGGCCCCGCCCCUCUUCAGACAGCUCCUCCCCUUCUGUCCAAACUCACCUGCAAAUCACCUCCAACCAUCUCUCAGACCCCUCCCAUUCUCAGUCAAUAUCAGCCAAUAGCGUGUGUGCAUUGGCUGAACACCCAAAUAGCUCUGGAGCUUCUGAACUGUGGCCAGGUGUACUUCCAGAUGCUUUUCCCCUUCCGACCGACUAUUCGCACCCGCCGCCUCUCCCAGGUGUGACUAAGGCCAUGUCUAAGACAGUGAGGAUGACUCUUGUCAUUGUGCUGGUAUACACCAUCUGCUGGUCUCCUUUCUUUAUUGUUCAGUUAUGGGCAGCCUGGGACCCCAACCCACCAAACCAAGGGGCUGCUUUCACUAUCCUGAUGCUUCUAGCCAGUCUAAACUCCUGCACUAACCCAUGGAUCUACACAGCCUUCUCCAACAGUGUGUCCCGUGAGCUGUUUGCACUGCUGCGCUGCCACACCGGAUCCCCACGCAGAGGUUCGCUGCCGGACGACUCAACCACAACUCACACAUCAACCAACACCAAGGACUCUAUGUACUGACCUCUGGCCUGACUCUACUGCACACACACACCACAGACGUGACAGGCUAUACCCUGUCCCAAAUGCCACUCUUUGCCUAUGUGUUGAUAACAUAAUAGUGCAUAAACUGACAGGCAGUUCUCCAAAGGGCGCAGUAAACAUCUUUUUAGUAUUUAAAAUUACAAAUGGGAUGCGCUACGGUCUUCAUGGACAAGUGCCAAUAGCACAAGUGUGCAAAAAGUGUGCCGUUUGGUACGGGACUGGGGUAAUGUCCUGGCUACUUUAGAUUCAGGUUCAUGGUGGUUACACAAUCUGAAAAGCAGACACUGAUCUGUCAUCGACAGUGUUACAUCAAUUACAAAGACAAAAUUCCAUUGCCAUGCCUAGUGCAUUUUACAGACAGCUGUCUAUUCAGUUACAUGAGAGCAGACUGGAGUGUGACGAAUCAGGAGGAAGGUUAGGAAGCAAAGGAUCAGAGGUCCUCCAGUCUUCUCCAUCUUUCUUUCAUGGACGGUUUUCAUAGAUUAGGGUUGCAGAAUUAUAUCAGACUUUACAGUACAAAGUUUGGAAAAGAGAAAAAAGGAUGUGAACAAUGCAUACAGAAUGGACAAAAGGUUAUCUGGCUGUACUCCAGACAGCUUCAGAAGACCAGCGGCAAGAUGCUGCAAAUGAGAGCCUCAGAAGUUUAGGGGAACAUAUCCACCACCAGCGAGAAUGUUAUGAAAAUAUCAGCCUGAUUGUGGGAAUCAAACACAGUGGCAGCUUAGUGACACAGCAACUUUCCGAAUCAUAUUUAAUCUAUAUAUCAAAUGUAAAGUGUUCAGAAGACACUGUAAAUUUAAUUGGUCUAUAGUAUUAGCCCUUAAAUUAUUAGAAGUGCUGGCAGUGGAUGUUGUUACAGUGGACAGAAAUCUACAUUUGACCGCAGAAGGAAAUCUCAUUUUCUGUGUUGGUCAUUUUUGUGGAUUAAUGUACCAAAGCAAAGACAUUUUGUGGAAUGCAUUUCAGUACAACCAAUGCUAUGUACAUAUCCUCACAGUCCUUGGAAAUCCUUGUAAAAUCAGUGGGAAAAAAAUAGUAUUUAAUUUUUUUCUUUUUAUAUGCUUUGGGUGAGAAAUAACUUUUUUACAGAAGAAACAGGGUAAUGGUAAAUGAACAGCAAUACACAGGUCAAUUUCCAAUCUAAUCACUGUAGUAGGUAGCAAAAUUUCGAAUGUCACAGUUGAAAUCUCUAUUAUGUAUAUAUGUACACACUAAUCACUCUAAUAAUUUGUCACUCUUUUAGCUCUACCUCUGGAAUCAGGGGACCAUUCACAUGCUUCAGAGUAACUUAUUUGUACAGAAAAUAUUAUAAAUAUAAUAAAGAAGUGUUAAAGGUUUAAGGAAAAAAUACUAAAUUGCAACUUAA